This is a messenger RNA of Polypterus senegalus (gray bichir), 3813 nucleotides long. Its product is annotated as transcription elongation regulator 1-like. Gene Ontology annotation, molecular function: transcription coregulator activity; RNA polymerase binding. Gene Ontology annotation, cellular component: nucleus. The transcript has 23 exons. The coding region runs from base 58 to 3312 and encodes 1084 amino acids. NCBI's taxonomy places the organism in Eukaryota, Metazoa, Chordata, Cladistia, Polypteriformes, Polypteridae. The record is from RefSeq and is a predicted model, not a curated record.
AACAGUCGUUGGGAGUGUCUAGGAAGGUCAGAGCCGGGAGAGUGUUGUGUUCCUGUAAUGGCGGAUUGCGGAGAGGGAGACGGUGUCGGGAGAUUCGACGACGGCCGGAUGGCACAGCAACAGGCCUUACGGUUCCGAGGGCCUACUCCCCCGCCCAGCCCUGUUAUGAGAGGUCCGCCUCCUCUAAUGAGACCGCCACCUCCACCCUUUGGAAUGAUGAGAGGUCCACCACCACCACCCCGACCUCCAUUUGGGAGACCACCUUUUGACCCCAGCAUGCCGCCUAUUCCUCCUCCUGGAGGUUUGCCGCCUCCUAUAGCUCCCCCACACAUGCAGAGACCUCCGUUUAUGCCUCCACCAAUAGCCAACAUGCCACCCCCUCCUGGGAUAUUGUUUCCACCAGGGAUGCCACCUGUCCCAACAGCAGGGGCACCAGCACAGCAGCUACCCACUGAGGAGAUCUGGGUAGAAAACAAAACUCCAGAGGGAAAGGUGUACUAUUAUAAUGCAAGGACUAGAGAGUCUGCUUGGAGCAAGCCGGAUGGGGUUAAGGUUAUCCAGCAGUCUGAACUAACACCAGUUAUGGUCACACAAACCACAGUUGUUUCAUCUGCCAGUACUCCUGUGGUCAGCACCUCCGCCCCACCAGUGUCCACACAAGCUAUGUCUACUACCUUACCCAUCAGUUCCGCCGCUCAGACCACUUCUACGCCAGCUGUGUCUCAGGUCAUAUCCACACCUGUCAGUCAAGACAUGACAUCUACGGUUACUUCGUCAGUUACUCCUUCACUCAGUGUGUCAACAGUCACUCCCACGGUGGCUCCGGUGCAAUCUGUACCUCCUACAGUCCCUCAGGCGGUGCCUCAACCGGUGCCUCAACCGUUGCCACAGAGCUUGCCAUCUCCUGUGCCCCAUGCUGUACCCCAGCCUGCAGCUGCUAUUCCAGCCUUCCCACCAGUUAUGGUACCGCCUUUCCGUGUGCCUUUGCCUGGCAUGCCCAUCCCAUUACCUGGUGUAGCAAUGAUGCAGAUAGUCAGCUGCCCAUAUAUAAAGGCAAUCGCUCCCAACAAAAACGGUGUACUCCCAGGCAUGGCUCCUCCGAUUGUACCCAUGAUGCAUCCACAAGUUGCCAUUGCUGCUUCUCCCGCUGCUUUAGCUGGAGGACUGCCAUUGCCCGAAUGGUCCGAAUAUAAGACGGCUGAUGGGAAGACCUAUUAUUAUAACAACAGGACACUGGAGUCCACGUGGGAGAAACCACAGGAGUUAAAAGACAAAGCUCUCAAAUGUAUGUUAAAUCCAGCCAGUGUUUCAGUGUUUCCUACAGUGGAAAAGGAAGCCGAGAAACCUAAAGAGCCUGUCAAAGAGCCAGUAGUUGAGGCUGAGCCAAUGGAGAUGGAGGAAGAGGAGCCAAAACUGGAGCCGCCAAAAGAGAUCAAAGAGCUAAUCAACAGUAACCUCGCAUUUGUCCCAAACCUUCAACCAGAAAUACACAUGGAUGGAAAGAAGUGUGAAAGUCUGAUGUCAAAAAUGGAGCCAAAAGAUGAGGAAAUGACUGAAGAAGAAAAAGCAGCACAGAAAGCAAAACCCAUUGCUACAUCUCCUAUACCUGGAACACCUUGGUGUGUUGUCUGGACAGGAGAUGAUAGGGUCUUCUUUUAUAAUCCUACCACUCGGCUCUCUAUGUGGGAUCGGCCUGAUGAGCUUAUAGGAAGAUCAGAUGUGGACAAAAUAAUCCAGGAGCCACCUCAUAAAAAGGGCAUGGAUGAAGGAAAGAAAAUUGCAGAACACGCUUCGAGCACCAAAACUUUUGAGGUCCUUGGAACAUGUUUCAGUAAAGAAGAGCUAGAACUGAUGACAGAGGAUUCUGCUGAAGACGAGCCAAUAAAAUCAAAGAAAAGAAAGAAGGAUGAUCUUAAAGAUGUGGAUUCUGAGAAAGAGGCAGCUAUGGAGGCAGAGAUCAAGGCUGCCCGGGAGAGGGCCAUCGUCCCUCUGGAAGCCCGCAUGAAACAGUUCAAGGACAUGCUACUGGAGAGAGGGGUUUCUGCCUUCUCAACAUGGGAAAAGGAGCUUCAUAAGAUUGUUUUUGAUCCACGAUAUUUACUGCUGAACAAUAAAGAAAGAAAGCUGAUAUUUGACCAAUAUGUGAAGACCAGAGCAGAAGAGGAGAGGAAGGAAAAGAAAAACAAAAUCAUGCUUGCCAAGGAGGAGUUCAGGAAAAUGAUGGAAGAUGCUAAACUGAGUCCUCGAGUCACAUUUAGUGAGUUUGCUUCCAAGCAUGCGAAAGACUCUCGGUUCAAAGCCAUUGAAAAAAUGAAAGAUCGGGAAGCAAUGUACACAGAGUUUAUGGUGGCGCUGAGGAAAAAGGAAAAAGAGGAUUCAAAGAGCCGAGGAGAGAAGGUGAAACACGAUUUUUAUGAAAUGCUGUCUGACCACCAUAUUGAUGGACAGACGCGCUGGAGUAAAGUAAAGGACAAACUAGAAGGUGAUCACCGUUACAAGGCAGUGGACAGCUCUACCACAAGAGAGGACCUUUUUAAACAGUACAUUGACAAACAAGCAAAGAAUUUUGACUCUGACAAAGAGAAGGAGCUAGAGAGACAAGCGCGAAUUGAGGCCAGUCUUCGGGAGCGUGAGCGGGAGGUUCAGAAAGCCCGUUCUGAGCAAACCAAGGAAAUUGACAGGGAAAGGGAACAGCACAAACGUGAGGAAGCCGUCCAGCACUUCCGUGCGCUCUUAUCUGAUAUGGUGAGAUCCUCAGACGUUUCCUGGUCAGACACAAGACGGACGCUUCGUAAAGACCACAGAUGGGAGUCGGCUUCUCUACUUGAAAGAGAAGAUAAAGAAAAGCUUUUUAAUGAACACAUUGAGGCUCUUACCAAGAAGAAGAGGGAGCAUUUCCGCCAGCUUCUAGAUGAAACAUCAUCGAUUACACUAACCACCACAUGGAAAGAAGUUAAAAAAAUAAUUAAAGAAGAUCCUCGCUGUAUUAAGUUUUCUUCUAGUGAUCGUAAAAAGCAGAGAGAAUUUGAAGAAUACAUCAGAGACAAGUAUAUAACUGCGAAAGCAGAUUUCCGUACUUUGCUCAAAGAGACCAAGUUCAUCACUUACAGAUCCAGAAAGUUGUUGCAAGAGUCGGAUCAACAUCUGAAGGAUGUCGAAAAGAUCUUACAAAAUGACAAGAGGUAUUUAGUGCUGGACUGUGUCCCAGAAGAGAGGAGAAAACUGAUAAUGGCCUACAUAGAAGACUUAGACAGGCGAGGACCACCUCCGCCACCAACUGCAUCAGAGCCAACUCGACGCUCCACUAAGUAAUCCAAUGUGGCCUCCCAGGUGUAGAGCAGUUCAUCCAUCCAAGAGCCUUUGCAUGAGCCAUCUAGCGGAUGUCCGACUGCACAGUUUUAUCUGUAUGUUGUGUAAAUACAUGAACAUGAAGUAUCCCGAAAAUUAAUUUAAUCCAAAUGAUUGAAGAUUGGAUAUUCAAGUCCAGACCAAGAGGACAAAUUGAAAUUUGGUUUCUCUCAAGGGAUAUCAAAGAAGUGCAAAUGCUUUUACAUCCGUGGUUAACAUGAAGGUUCAUGCAGUCUUGUAAAGUUUUUAGAUGAUGAAUAUAUAUUUCUAUAUAUUCAGUGGUUUAUUCAUGGGACUGGGAUGACUGUGCAAGUGGCAGCCUUUCUAAAAGGAGUCAUUGUAAGAAAUCAGUUUACAGUUUGAAUGUUUCGAUGUUUCUACAGUUUAAUUUUGAACGUGUUGCUAUAUUUCUGUACAUGAGCAGUUUACUGGAAUAAAGGCAAACCCUCUUCUUUUUUUUUUCUU